This is a messenger RNA of Spodoptera littoralis (African cotton leafworm), 2076 nucleotides long. Lineage: Eukaryota; Metazoa; Arthropoda; Insecta; Lepidoptera; Noctuidae. The record is from the annotation of a GenBank genome assembly.
AUGAAAUAUAUUUAUAAAAUGGAAUCAGUGCUAAUAAGUAUAGUCAUCGUUUUUUGUACUGUGCUACUAGUAAAACUACUUUAUAAAUUACGAUCAGCUUUACCUUGGCGCGUGAACUGUUGGUUCUGUAAUAAUGAUUUUUGGGUAAAAUAUCCAGUGCGAAACAGCUGGACUUGCCAAAAAUGUGAUCAGUACAAUGGAUUUACCAAGGAUGGAGACUACAAUAAGCCGAUCACGGCGUGCAGUGACCAGGGUAUCCAAACACCUAAAGUCUUCAAGAGAAGUCCACCUAAGAAUGGCCUCUGCAAAAUGUGUAAUAUAAAUCAACAGUUGAAAGUGACCCAGCUAGCUAAUUUUGUUCCUAUGAAUGAUAAGAAGUUUGAUGAUGAAAUAGAAUCAUACAGGUUGCAGUUAGAGAAGGCUUACAAGCUAUGCAGUCCAUGCCGGAAAGUUGUCCAAAUGAAAUUGCACAAAGAGAAAGAAACCCUUCUGGGGUCCAAACUAUUAGAAACAAGAACUUCAGACAAUAAGUCUGAGAAAGAAAAGCAAUAUAAACAAACCAAACUGUUGAGAAAACUUAUAAACAAUACCUCUAUGCUUAUAGCAGUUAUACUUUUUAUACUGGUUUCUUUUGAACUUUACACAAACUUAACAUUAAGACACAAGAAUUUACUUAGUACAAUAACUAAUAUAAAAGUAAUAGUACUAGGUCUUCUAGAAAGAAUAUACUCUAUAAUUGAAAUGAAGACAACUCUGACAUUCCCUGCUUUAGAAAAUUAUUUCUAUGACAUAAACAUUGUGAACAUGAUGCCAAAAAGUUUUAAUUUUAGACACAUAAAUGUAGACCAAUUAAAUAUAUCUACUCAAGAAACUUUAGGAAGUUUUGUAUGCUUUUUACAAAUAAUUGGACUCAUCUGGAAUGUAAACAGCUUGAAGAAUACUAUUCUUAUUGACAUGCAAUGGCUGGUGUAUGUCAUUGCAACAUUAGGACAUCGCUAUGUGGCUGUGGAACCUAUCUAUUUGAGCUUAAUUAAGAUAAUGUGUUUGUUCAUUGUAAUAUUGGCAUAUAAAUCAACUAAGACAGAAGCCAAGAAAAUAGAAAUGAAGAGCCCAACUUCACCGAAACGAAUGAAAAACCUUGUAAAUUCAUCAGCAAGUUCACUAAUUGAUGAUGACGAUGACACUAUGCAUUUAGACAGUGAUGAUGAUGUCUCAUUGAGCAAAUUCGGCUUACACAAUUUUUCCGAGUCUUCUAAUGAGAAUUUAGGUUUAAAUGCAAGUAUGAUGAAUGGUAGAACUUUUACACCAAGAACUGACAGUAUAUGGACAAAGCCAAAACUAAAUUCCACAUUCUGUGUCAAUUCAGUGAUUAGCAACAGUCCUAGUUCUGUAUCUGAUACAAUAUUUGUGAAACCUUCAUUCAAUAAAUAUCAGAAACUCAUAAAAGACGAUUCAGACUCAGAAUUAGAUGAAAGCAUAAGUUCCUUGUGUAUUAGUAGUCCUAAAAAAUCAAAAAAGACUACAAACUCAGUAUUUUCCUUAAGAAAAUUUACUGCUACUCCCAGUUUCAUUGCUCCGACGCCUAUGGCUCGAACUAGGCCUCUUAUAUCGCCGAGCAAACUAGGUCAUAGUACUUCUUGGGUGGCUGGUGGCUACUGGGGCUCCGAAGGUGAGCGUCAGAUAUUUAGUGUAGAUGGGAGCCGUUCCUCGAGUCAAAGUUCGGGAUUCGAAUCUCAGACUUCUAGCGUAAACCAACGCAACAUGUUCUCGCAGCCUCCUUCGCGAGAAGAGUCCAUCUGCGGGGAACCAAUGGUGUUAGAUCGUUUUCCAACCAUGAGCAGUUUAAAUGGUUUCCAGUCACCACAGCACUUUAACCGCAUAAGUUCUCCAGUAUUUCCCCAAAUGCAGUAUAAUAGUCAUGUCCAUAUACCGCAAGCUCAAUUUGCUCAACAAAAUUCAAUGUCAGGGAACAUGUUUGUGCAUCACCAGCAACAUACACAGAGCAGUUUAUUCAAGACACCUGGUGGGUCUGGCCUUAUAAAACUGCCACAAGUCAAUUCCUUUUCGACUCGCUAG